Molecule: messenger RNA, 1260 nt
Organism: Aspergillus affinis
Lineage: Eukaryota; Fungi; Ascomycota; Eurotiomycetes; Eurotiales; Aspergillaceae
Product: aspartate aminotransferase
Exons: 6
Coding region: 1-1260 (419 amino acids)
Biological process (GO): amino acid metabolic process; biosynthetic process
Molecular function (GO): transaminase activity; identical protein binding; pyridoxal phosphate binding
Source: RefSeq, a predicted model, not a curated record
AUGUUCGAUAAUAUUCCCUUGGCACCCGCUGAUCCCUUGCUGGAUCUUAAGAAGGCUGUAGAUAGCGACAGCAGUCCUCAUAAGGUCAACCUGGGUAUAGGGAUCUACCAAAACGAUGAAGGGCAGAUUCAUGAGCCCUACUGCGCAAAGGAGAAACUUUCCUUCGAGGACCCGGGUCACAAUUAUACCGCCUCCACUGGCAUUGACGAGUAUCUGGUGCACGCCGCCGAGCUUGUCUUUGGACCCAACAGUGAAACAUUAGCAUCGCAACGAGUCGCGUCUGUACAAACGAUUGCGGGCACAGGUGCAAUUCAUCUUGGGGCAUUGUUCUUGAGAAAAGUCGCCACCACACCGGGUCAGAAAGUAUACGUGGGAACACCCACGUGGGGGAACCAUGAACCGUUAUUUAAGUUGGUGGCGACUCAUCUCGAGAAGUACAAUUAUUACGAUAGAGACGAGCGUGGGGUAGAUCUCAGAAGCUGUUUAGCUGCCAUCCGGGCGGCCCCUGAAAAAAGCAUCUUUAUUUUUCAAGUCUGCUGCCAUAAUCCUACAGGAGCGGACUUUUCGUCUCCGCAAUGGCAGCUUAUUGCCGACGAGAUGAAGAAGCGAAAUCAUGUUCCAAUGUUCGAUUUUGCAUACCAGGGCCUAGGUAGUGGCGAGAACGAGGAUGCGUAUCCAAUUCGGCUGUUUGCAGCACAGGGAUUUGAGAUGCUCGUGUGUCAGUCAUUCUCCAAAAAUUUUGGCCUGUAUUCUGAGCGAGUCGGAAUCUUGCACGUUGUUACCAGGAGUCGAAAAGCAGCUCAGUGCACCCUCAGCCAGCUUCAGCGCUUGAUCCGUGCAGAGUUUUCCUCGUCACCCGCGUAUGGAGCGCGCCUGGUGAAUACCAUACUAAAGGACCAGAUGCUGCGGCAAACAUGGGUCGCGGAGCUCGACCUGAUGAGGUCAAGGUUGCAACAUAAUCGUCUACGCCUUUACGAGUCAUUCCAAGUUUUAGAGAUGCUGUGUCGACCCGGGCAUGUCCCAGCGAAGUUUAACGGACGGGGAUGCAUGAUUCGCGUCAACGUUCGCACCGAUAAGCGCCUCUGGAAACAGCUGGAUGAGGUUAAGCGCAAGGCCCGCGAGCAGUUGAAGUAUCUGGAACAAUAUGCGCUCGACUAUCAACGGUCUAUGAGUGGCAUUUUUGCGGAGCAGCCGGUUGAUGGGACGAUUGUCAUCACGUCUCCGGUCUUGUCUAACUCGAGGGUUCCGAGAGAGUGUUGA